AUGUCCCAGUCCCGACCCCACGUCGAUCAUGUGCGUCGAGCGGAAGCAGGGGAGACUGUGCACGAGGCCGUGGCGGAGGGAAACGAGCGAUGGGUGCUGGGUCAAGAUAAACGAGGGGAUGCUGCCGCUGAGGAGGCUCAGACAGAGGAUCAGCAGCGACAAGUAUCUGAGCAGGAAGGGGGGGCACGAGAUGUGCACCAGCGGGCGACUCCUACUGCGGAGGCACCGAAAGGGGAGGCGGGAGAGAGCCCGCUGCCGUUAGCGGCGACGACGUCAACACUGGAGAGGCCACCAAAGGUGACGAGGCAGCUGGACCGGACGACUGCUGCUGGGAUGACUGCUGAGACGUCGGUGGAGGAGGUAGAGGAGGAGGCGGCUGCGGAGAGGGCGCCUGGAGAUGCGGACCGACAAUCUGUCGCUGCAGGGCAGGCGGUGGCCGAGGCGGUCGGCGACGACGAAAGGAACCACCACGGGCCCGCAGAUGAGGGUGGGUACGCCCGCGGGGCGAGCGAUACACCGGCUCACGCGGAUGAUAGGGGGCCCCGGCCCCCUCGCGCGCGAUCAGGGCAGCGGCGGCUCGGAGUAGGACUGGCGCCCGCUCGUCCCGGGCCUCUGGCGGGUUGGGAACACCAGAGUACCCUGCCGCGCGAUCCCGCUGCGGACGUUUUCCCAUCAUCACAGCAGCGCCAAGAGGCUCAGGAGGAGGGGGAGGUGGAGCGACGGGCGGUAAAGCAGGCAGAUGACGAGGCUCACGAGGAGGUAGCGGUGUUGGCGGCAAGCGCCGCGGAUCGGAGAAGGCGUGCAGGAAAGAUCGGAUGA
This is a messenger RNA of Closterium sp. Naga37s-1, 819 nucleotides long. The record is from the annotation of a GenBank genome assembly. NCBI's taxonomy places the organism in Eukaryota, Viridiplantae, Streptophyta, Zygnematophyceae, Desmidiales, Closteriaceae.